Messenger RNA from Microcebus murinus (gray mouse lemur), 1370 nucleotides. RefSeq names its product ATP synthase mitochondrial F1 complex assembly factor 2 (gene ATPAF2). Gene Ontology annotation, biological process: mitochondrial proton-transporting ATP synthase complex assembly. NCBI's taxonomy places the organism in Eukaryota, Metazoa, Chordata, Mammalia, Primates, Cheirogaleidae. Gene Ontology annotation, cellular component: mitochondrion. The record is from RefSeq and is a predicted model, not a curated record.
ACGGCGCGCCGUUGGUGUCAUGCGGAAGAUGGCGGCGUCCAGGGGAGGCUGAGGGCUCUGCGGAGUCUGUGAGAUUUCCGUACAGUCGGAGCGUGCGCCUUGGGGGUUUCUUCGUUCUGUGUUUUGUGCUCCCAGGUUUCGCGCCGCGCGUCCUCUCAGGCCCUCGGGCGCGAUGUGGAGGAGCUGCCUCCGACUGCGGGACCCGGGGCGCCGCCUCCUGAACGGGCCCGCAGGUGGUCCUAUAGCCUCCGUGGGGCCCAGGCCAACCCACCCGGCCCUGGCCCGGGCCUACGCGCCCCCGACAGAAAGGAAGAGAUUUUAUCAGAAUGUCAGCAUCACACAGGGUGAAGGUGGCUUUGAGAUAAACCUGGACCACAGGAAGCUGAAAACUCCCCAAGCCAAGCUCUUUACGGUCCCCAGCGAGGCCCUGGCUAUCGCAGUGGCCACUGAAUGGGACUCCCAGCAAGACACGAUCAAGUACUACACCAUGCACCUGACCACACUGUGCAACACAUCCUUGGACAACCCAACCCAGAGAACCAAGGAUCAGCUGAUCCGGGCGGCUGUGAAGUUUCUGGAUACAGACACCAUCUGCUACAGGGUGGAAGAGCCAGAGACAUUAGUGGAACUUCAAAAGAAUGAGUGGGAUCCAAUCAUAGAAUGGGCCGAGAAAAGAUACGGUGUGGAGAUCGGCUCCUCCACCAGCAUAAUGGGACCCAGCAUCCCGGCCAAGACUCGAGAGGUGCUCGUCAACCACCUGGCGUCUUACAACAUGUGGGCCCUACAAGGGAUUGAGUUUAUAGUGACCCAGCUCAAGUCCAUGGUGCUGACCUUGGGCCUGAUUGACCUAUACCUGACGGUGGAGCAGGCUGUGCUGUUGUCGCGCCUGGAGGAGGAGUACCAGAUCCAGAAGUGGGGCAACGUUGAGUGGGCCCAUGACUACGAGCUGCAGGAGCUGCGGGCCCGAACUGCUGCUGGCGCCCUCUUCGUCCAUCUCUGCUCCGAGAGCACUACAGUCAAGCACAAGCUCCUGCAGGAGUGAGGCCUGGGCAGCGCCUGCCCCACGGGACGGACCGUACAGCCACAGCCCCUCUGGCCUGCAGGGCCCUGCUGACCCUCCGGGCUCCCCCAGCAUGCAGGGCUCCCCUGACCUGCGGGGCUCCUCUGGCCCAUGAGGCUCCCCUCACCAUCGGGACUCUUCUGACCUUCAGGGCUCGGCCUGGCUCAGCAUUUUCGAGAGAUGGCCCAGAGACACAGCGCGCUGUCCAGAGGUCAGCCUCAUUCCAGGGCAGCAGUGAGUGAAGGAGAUGAGUUGUACAAGUGACUUUCUCUUGACCCUGAUUUUAUUAAAUAUUUCUCCACCCUGGAAA